GCAUCAACCCGGAAUAACUUCUACUUCCUUCAUGUUCCACACAGACAGACACACGCAGCUCGUUAACGGGUUUAACGGCUUUAACGGCUUUAACGGGUUUAACGGGUUUAACGCUCCGCUUCAGUCCGGCUGGAACUCGCGUCUCCGUUUUGGUUCCUAAUUGCGACCACUUUAAUUAGUUAAUGAAUUAGUAAUUAGCGCGUGUCUUUAACCCGGGUCCCCUCUCAGACCCGCCUCCCCCCCCCCCCCCCCGGUAUAAGCCGACUGGAUGAUCCGGACCCAGCAGACCCCCCAGACCUCCCAGACCUGCUGCCCAUGGCGACCUUCAUCUCCACCCUCCUCUUCCUCUUCGUGGUGGUGGGCGGGAUCACACCGGCUGUCAGUCAGUCCAGCGACCCGACAGAGCCCAUGUGUUAUGACUGGGGGGAGUCCAGCAAGGCGGCGGUGACGGUCCUGGACGGACAGGCCGGUUGGCUCUCCUGCCCUCUUUUCUCUCAUCCCUCCGUCUACAACUACACCUCCACCCAGAGCGCCGGACACAGCCUCUUCUGGUACCGCAUCCCGGAGGGUCAGUACCUGGAGCAGCCGAUCCCACUCAGCUCGCGGCUCAGCAGAGACAGAGAGAGGCUGUGGCUGCAGCCGGCCGCCGCCGCCGACACCGGCCAGUACAUCUGUAUGCUGAGCAACAAGUCGUCCUGCAGUAAGAUCGCCAUGCGUCUGAAGGUGCUGCGGCUCGACGAGGCGGUCCGCGGCUCCGACUGCGAGCUUCCGGUUGCCGUGGCACCCAGUGAGGUGGUCAUCCCUAUUCAGAUGGGGAAGAUUCUGGACUGUCCGGACCUGCAGGAAGCCGUCAAGAUGGCCGACGGAGAGCCGACGGUCACCUGGUACCAUAGGUGUCAGCAGUACCCGUUCAUGGGACACAACCGUCUGCUGAAUGGACUCCGGCUCCAGGUUCACUACAUGAUGUCGUUUUAUCACGGUUCCUAUUUCUGUCUGGUCCGGUUCCAGAGGAAAGGACAAGUCCUGAACUUCACCAGGAGCAUCAACGUCACCGCCGUCCGUCCGCCUACUUUGCCUGCCCUACCCACCAUCCUCCUGCUGGGUAAAGAACAGGUCCUCACUGUUAAACGGGACUCUGAGGUGCGUCUGGUGUGCAGGGGUCUCAUCCCCUACGUCCUCAACUCGUCCUGGGAGAUCUGGUGGACGGUUGACGGGAAGAGGCUGGAUCAGCUCACCGACCGCCAUCGUUUCUCCACGACCAGCAGACAGCUGAGUUACAACUUCGGGGACCGGACGGAGGAGAGCGUCCUGGUGAUCCAGGACUUCCAGUCUGAGGACCUGAACAGGGACUAUAACUGCUCGGUGAGGAACAAGAUGGGCUCCGACACCCGCAGAGCUCAGCUGGAGGAGGAGGUGUCGCUGCCGUCGGUGGAGCUGGGUUGUGUUUUCGGGGUGACUCUGGUCCUCAUGCUGGUCCUCUUCGUGGUCUAUCACGUGUUCUGGUUGGAGCUGCUGCUGCUCUACCGGUCCUGGUUCGGCACCGACGAGCGACACACAGACGAUAAGGAGUACGACGUGUACAUCUCAUAUGCGAGGAACAGCGAGGAGGAGCAGUUCGUGCUGUCGACGCUGCGCGGCGUCCUGGAGAACGAGCUUGGGUACUCCGUGUGUAUCUUCGACAGAGACAGUCUGCCGGGAGGGACCAUCACAGAUGAGACUCUGAGCUUCGUGGCUCGUAGCCGGCGCCUCCUGGUGGUCGUUAGCCCCGGCUACGCCUCGCAGGGCUCCCAGGCCCUGCUGGAGCUGCAGGCCGGCAUCGACGGCAUGGCGCGGGGCGGACACCUGCGGGUGAUCCUGGUCCAGUACAAGCCGGUCCAGAGGCAGGGCUGGGUCAGGGAGCUGAGGAGGGCCCGCGUGGCCCUGGCUCUGGUCCGAUGGCAGGGGGACAAGUCCAGGGAGCUGACGUCCCCCUUCUGGAAGAGGCUGAGGGUGGAGUUACCUGUGAGGAGGGUUAGGAGCAGGGAGGAGGAGGAGGAGAGGAGCAGUAAGGAGGUGGCCCUGAUGAGGAUGACCAGUCAGAACAGCACUAACUCCCAAACGGGCCUCAUCAGCAACACCGCCAAAGACCCGCAGAAGGUCUUCAACUCCGCUACGUAGCCGUCGAAACACGUUCCGUCUCCACAGAGCCGUUAAAGGUCACGACUUCAUUAAGACCAGAGAUGAGUGUCCAUGGAGACGUUUCUCCUCGUCUCUCCCUAAAGUACCAACACUGUGCCUUAUUCAUUUACAACCUUUAUAUUGAAACACUCAAAGAAUAUCCUCCUCCUCUCCUAGUAACCAUGGUGACGUGUUAGUAACCAUGGUGACGUGUUAGUCACCAUGGUGACGUGUUAGUCACCAUGGUGACGUGUUCAGUGGAGGCAGAAUAACUCUCUGAACACGUUAGCUAACGCUGGCUAGCAACUAUUGUUGUCUUGUUUUUUUAACGACGGCUGAAGAUAAUCUAGUUCCUCUCAACAUGUGCCGUCACUCUCUCUCCAGGAUCACCAGAGGGAGUUGAGAGAGUUCACAUGAACCAACGGGACCAGAUUAGACGACCGAUGUCUCUAGUUAACUCUCCUUCAGUAAAGUCAGUCACAAAGAGAGUCGGACGAUAUCAGAGGAGCGUUUCAGAGACGGAGAGAAAGGGUUGCUAAUAGUUUAGCCUUCUGCUAACAGCAGCUAACGGCUCACGCUAGCUGCUGUUGACGCUGCACUUUCUGUAUUUUGUAUUUUUUUGUCACUGUUUCCACUUUUAUUCAUUCAGUAUAUCUACAAUAAAUCAAGUUAUAUUUUUCUAUAAAAAAGAGACUAUUCAUCUUUAACACUUUUGAAACAGAACAGUAUUGUAACGGGAGAACGCAUCCUGCACUUUGUCACGCUCUUAACUUUGUAUUUUAGCAGUUUACAGUAUUUCAUCUAUUUUUGUUUAAUAAACUAAAAUUGUUCAUCUAA
This is a messenger RNA of Sebastes umbrosus (honeycomb rockfish), 2994 nucleotides long. RefSeq names its product interleukin-1 receptor accessory protein. Gene Ontology annotation, biological process: signal transduction. Gene Ontology annotation, molecular function: interleukin-1 receptor activity. The record is from RefSeq and is a predicted model, not a curated record. Bases 316 to 2157 code for a protein of 613 amino acids. NCBI's taxonomy places the organism in Eukaryota, Metazoa, Chordata, Actinopteri, Perciformes, Sebastidae. The transcript is spliced from 12 exons.